Messenger RNA from Drosophila takahashii, 1856 nucleotides. It is a transcript of the gene HPS1, whose product is annotated as Hermansky-Pudlak syndrome 1 protein. Gene Ontology annotation, cellular component: BLOC-3 complex. Gene Ontology annotation, biological process: vesicle-mediated transport. Gene Ontology annotation, molecular function: guanyl-nucleotide exchange factor activity. NCBI's taxonomy places the organism in Eukaryota, Metazoa, Arthropoda, Insecta, Diptera, Drosophilidae. The record is from RefSeq and is a predicted model, not a curated record.
ACUUACCAGAAAGAGAAAGUUCUGUUGUGUAUUUAGUGUUUUUCGGAUGCGCUGAUAAGAAAAUGAACGGCCUGAUUGUGUUUAACAGCGCCAACGACGUUGUGUUCCAGAAGCUGAACGAGCCGCUGACGCAGAAGAUCAGGAAUGUGGCCAACGCACAGGGCCUGCUCCGCUCCGCGGGCGGCCCCCUGGACAGCAACAUCCUGCUGCAGAUUUUCAGCCCCAUCGUUGGUUCCCAGCGGAUAAUGCAGUGCCAGUUCGACAACGCCUACUCCAGCCUCCAGUGCGAGCAGGGCUUUAAUUUGGUCUUUGGCGAACUGCUGGGCUUCACCUUCCUGAAGAUCGGCCAGAUUCCCGUCGAGCUGCUGGGCCGCCAAAUGGGCGUGGCCAUCACCUUGACGCGCUAUUGUUAUGGAGCCAACUUAUUUGCCGCCCAGGCGGGUGCCAUGCAACAGGAGCUGCUGACGCAGUGCCUCGACACCUACGAGACUCUGCUGUGGCAGGAGGAUCAGACGUACCUACUGGAGGCCAUGCCCAAACUAGUGAUCAACGCGGAGCUCAAGAGGACGGUGCAUUUGACGCUGGACGCCACGCUGGAGCACCUGCGUCAGCUGGGAUUGCCACGGGCCCACGCCCUGCUGCUCGUCUCCCACAAACUGGUGGCCGUGAACAGCACUCACCAGGCUCUGCCGCUCGCCGCCGCCGAUCUGCUGUUCCUCAGCCUCAUGGCGCGAUCCCUUCAGGCGCCCAAAUCCCCCUCCCAGCGGGCAGUGGCCGUAUUCCUGCAGGGCGUCUCCCACGACGUCAACUCCGGCUGCGUCCCGAGCAUCGUACACAUCUCACGGCUGCACGGCAACCAGGUGCUGCUGCAGGUCAUCGAAUAUGCCCACAUGCCGCUGACCAGCUGCAUCUACGACUCGUUCUUUGUGCUCCAGAAGAUCGUGGCCGUGCAGCAUCAGGGCGACUCGGAUGCCCUGAAGCCGGCCUACGAUAAUCUCGAGUCGUUUAUAGUACAGGCCAUCAAUGCUUUGAAGAGAUACCUGAAGCAGCGAGGGGAAACCGGGGAUUUGGAGAACUGCACCAAGAAGUUUGCCGCCCGAUGGGAGAACCUGCGAAAGAUGUACUCGGAGUACUUUAAGAACUACGAACGCGAGCUUCUCGUGAGGAUCGAGAGUAAUCUGCCCGCAUUUGGGGAGGAACUGAAGCAGAUCUUCACGCUGGCCUGCUGCGACAGCUCCUGUGUCCACGAGCUGGACCAACUGGCCGAUACGGCGGCCAAUGUGGAGGCCAAGCUGCUGGAGUUUGCCGAAUUCCUGGCCGUCAAGGCCACGCGCAACAUUUCCAUCGACGCUUAUUUGGAGGACUUUCCCGGUCUGGUGCACUUUAUGUACGUCAAUCGCAGCAAGGGACAGAUGCUGGCUCCCGAUCUGCGACCCAAUCAGCUGGUACCCAAGACGAAGCUCUGGAGCAUGGUGGAGAUCGCCAGGAGCUAUCUGAAGAAGGGCCAGACGACGGUGAUGUGGAAGGACAAGGCUUUCCACUACUCCUACUUCCUCUGGUUCGAGGAUAUGGCGGGCGGCAUUCUCAGCACCGCCAUGGAUCUGCAGCAGCACUUCUUGUCCAGCGGAGCCGCGAGUGGCAAUGGCUCGAAGUCGCCAACGGAACCGGGCGCUCUGACCAUGGACUAUUACCACGAUCUGGCCGACUUGUGCUUUCCCAAGCUCUCGCCGGCCAAAGUGCGCGUCUACGAGUUGUACUGCAUCCAUCUGGGCUUGGUCACCGCCACCUGUGCCGUGGAGCACGCCCGUCGACUGGUGGCCACCAUCAGCGAUGUAGUGGGCGAGGAAACCUUUUAA